Messenger RNA from Octopus sinensis (East Asian common octopus), 4453 nucleotides. RefSeq names its product putative protocadherin beta-18. Gene Ontology annotation, cellular component: plasma membrane. NCBI's taxonomy places the organism in Eukaryota, Metazoa, Mollusca, Cephalopoda, Octopoda, Octopodidae. The transcript has 5 exons. Gene Ontology annotation, molecular function: calcium ion binding. Gene Ontology annotation, biological process: homophilic cell-cell adhesion. The coding region runs from base 490 to 3285 and encodes 931 amino acids. The record is from RefSeq and is a predicted model, not a curated record.
CUCCAGUUUCCAGACAUUUGAAAGCUAUGAUAUAAUGAAUGGCAUCUUGUUGGCAAUAUAACAAUACAAAUUACACCUGCUUAACACUGAUGUCAUUGGCAACCAUAGAAAAUCAAAAUACUCAUCACUUGAACAUAGAAUACCUUAGCUAGAUUCACCAACAUUUGCUGGAACCUGAAGCAGGGCUUCUGUUUCCCUCCAUGGGAACCAUAACCUGCCAAUCAUUGGCUGCAGCAGAUAUUACAUACACACCAUACUUGCUCAGACUGCAGACCUCUCUUUCACAUUCACAUAACACAGACCAACCCUCAUAACACUGCAAGCACACAACAGUAGCAGUAACUAAACAACUCUACAGCAGGAUACACAUGUGCUAACAGUAAACUAAAGAAGCUUUUUCCAGCAUAGGUAUACAGUUAAUAAUAAAACAGAUUAUCAUAAACUUAAUUUAAAGUUGCUCUUCGCUCCUUAUCCGAAAUUUUUUUUAAAAUGUUUAAAAUAUUGGGUGCUUUAGCUGCACUAUUUCACGUAUGUGUGUGUGUAGACAUCACCUACCACGUGAAAGAGGGUCAGAAUCCUGAUACUCUGGUAGGAAACAUAGCUUCUGAUGCACAUCUCUACAACAGCUUUCAUGCUGAAGACUUAAAUAGGAUUACAUUCAGCAGACUCCAUGAGAGUCUCAGUGGAAAUGCUCCAAUGUUUAAGGUUGGCAAAAAUGGAAUGAUGUAUACCUCCCAAAUGCUUGACGCUGAGUCACUUUGUAAAUACAACACAGAAUGUUUCAAAAUAGUGGAAGUAGCUGUUCGGCAUAAAGAAUCUUUUGUGAAGGUCAUUGAAGUAAAAGUUAUUAUUGAUGAUGUUAAUGAUCACCAGCCAGAAUUUCCCAUAAAAGAUAUCCAUGUCCAAUUCUCUGAGGGCGAUGGAGUUGGUGGCUCAAAACCAAUUCCAAGUGCUACAGAUAAAGAUGUUGGUUUUCUAAAUUCUCAAAUUACAUAUCGAUUGGAAAAACAUGUCAAUGACCCGUUUUUGUUGUCAGUUGUUAAAAAAAUUGAUGGAAGUAACAAACUUGGAAUAAUUCUUGAGGAAAGAUUAAACAGAGAAGUAAAGGAAACUUAUACACUUCAAGUGAUUGCUAAAGAUGAUGGUACUCCAUCACACCAGGGUAUUUUAACCAUUCAUGUAUCUGUCACUGAUGAGAAUGACAAUCAACCAGUUUUCUCCAAAAACGUUUAUAAUGUCUCCAUUAACAACAGACAAGACAUAUACACACCAAUUGUUACAGUAUAUGCUACAGAUUUAGAUUCGGGUGAAAAUGGAAAAGUUUCAUACUAUUUCAGUUCAAAAACUUCCGAUUUUGCAAAAACAUUAUUUUACUUAAAUGAAACAUCAGGCAAGAUUUUCUUAGCUAGAAAUUUUCCAUUCACAAAGAGAAAAACAUACAAAUUAUUUAUUGAAGCCAUUGAUAAAGGAAGUAUACCCUUGAGCUCUACUGCAAUGGUUCUUGUGAACAUAAUAAACAGACAAAAUAAUGCUCCAAGUCUUGAUGUCAAGUUUGUCUCUGAGCCAAUAGGCAAUAUAACAACAAUUUCUGAAGGUGUCAAAACCAAUAGUUUUAUUGCUUAUGUGAAAGUAAGUGACAAUGAUGUCAAUCAAAAUGGAGAAGUGGUAUGUGAUCUCAACCAUGAUAAACUACAGCUUCAAAAGCUUGGAAGAAAAAAAUACAAAGUUGUUUUAAAAAACCCUGUAGACAGGGAAUCAGAGAGCUAUAUUGAUUUUAUGAUUAGUUGUCAGGACAAAGGAUCGCCACCUCUCAGAACUGAAAGAAAGUUCAAUAUUCAAGUGACUGAUGUCAAUGAUGUACAGCCACAAUUCACAAAAGAUACAUUCAAAUUUCUCACAUACGAAAACGAGAAAUCAAAUUUUCCAGUUGGUUUUAUUAAUGCCUCAGACCCAGACUUAGGAGCUGGAGGUCAACUUUCAUAUUUUCUCUUAAGUAAAGGAAUUCAUGAUCUUCCUUUUGUUAUUUCGAAUUUUGGAUUUAUUUCAACUUCAGAGCCACUUGAUCAUGAAAAAAUGGAUAUUUAUAAAUUUCAAGUUUUAAUAAAAGACAAUGGAAUACCAUCUCUCAACAAUACAGCAAAUGUCAUAGUGGAGGUAAUGGAUAAAAAUGACAAUGCUCCCUAUUUUACCUUUCCAAGUGUUGACCCUUUCAGCUUGGAUGUUCACUACCAACCUCAAAGUAACAACGAGGUGACAGUAUUGAGAGCUUCUGACAGAGACAGUCAUGUCAAUGCUUUCCUUAGAUAUGAAAUAAUUGGUGGCAAUAACAAAGAAUUAUUCACAGUAAAUCAUUACACAGGAGUAUUGUCGUUCUCUCGCAUGGUUUACCAAAACGAUGCUGGAUCAUACAACUUGAAGCUUAGCGUAAAGGACAGUGGUAGUCCGAUUCUAUCUGCCACAACAACACUGUCUUUGAUAUUGACUGUUAGCAACAACACAGCCAAAAUGUUUACAUCUGUUGAUAAAAAGUCUGACCACAAGAUACAUAUCAAUCUAGUAGUUAUCAUUGUUGUAGCAGCUGUGAUUAUAUCAGUUGCAAUUGUGAUUUCUAUGGCAGUAUGUAUGAUUCAUAAAAACAACCAAAGGAACAUCAGAUGCAAUGAAGCUAUAAAUGACCCAAACAAAUAUUUUGACGAAAGAAAUCCGUAUGAUGUUCCUGUAGCAAUGGUUACAGACCAUGGUGGCCAUAGACAUUCUCAAACAACAUUACAGAAAUCUCAACCACAAUCCGAAUACAAGUCAGUCCAAAGUCUUAAAGUACCUUCUUCUAUAAAACAGUCAUAUAAUAUGGCUCAAAGUCUACAUCAGGAGAUAACCAUGACAUCUGGUGUUUAUAAAGAAACUGAGCGAAUGCUUGUUAUUGCUGAUCACAUCAACGAAAUGUCAACUUUAUCCUCAAGUGCAGAUAGCGGACAUGGUUGGAGUGAAAGAAGCACAGCUCAUUAUGAAACCCUCCCAGGUUUCAAGCACAGUCAAGAGGAUCAACAGCAACACAAAAGUAGGAGUUCUUUACCAUGGACAACACACAAACCCAAGGAUAUUUCUACAAAACAUUCCAGUCAAGCUAUUGUUGAUAAAAAAACUGUCUGCAAUGAUGUUAUUGAUCUUAAAUCCUUAAGAAUAAAAACUGCUAAUCUCCCAGAACCUUGGAAUUUACCAAUAAAAAAUAGUUUCUCUUCUUUCCCCAAACCCCUGCCAUCUGUACCUAAAGUACCAAAACCAUAAAAAUAACUUUAUUCCAUUCAUUAAGUCUUUUCUAACGAGAAACACCAAUGUUACAUAUAGGUUCUUUUCAAAUAUAAAAUGUCAAUAUAAUUAACAGUAAACAUGUUUAAACCCCACUAUAAUUAUUCUAAUUAUUGUAAAUAAGCAUGACUGCUGUGCUACAGAAAGAUACUGCACAAAUCAGAAUAUAUUUUAUAUAAUGUUCUAAUUAUUUCUACAUAAUUCUUCUAGGAAAAACAUUAACUUAGCUUCUGUGUAAUUACUGACAGUUGUAUUUUGCUUCAUGUUGUUGAUGUUUUUCUGGUUUAAUAAUAAUAAAAAAAGGUCUUUUAAACAAAUAGAGUCUUUAAUAAGCUACAGCACUAUAGUUUACUAAAUCUUCAAAUAUGAUGCCCUAUAUAUUUUCAAAGCCAGCUAAUUAUUACAGAAAUAUUCCAGUAAUUCCCUUCAUCUUUGCAAACAGUAUUUAUCUGAGUUUAAACUGAGAAAAGAAAGAAAUAUUAAAAAUAAAAUGAAACAAAAAGCAAAAAAACCACAAACCAUGAAAAUUCUUUCAAGUUUAUUACAAAUUGAUUGAUUUGUACUAUUAAGACAAUACCAUAAUCUUUUUAUUAUUAUUGUUUUUUUUUUUGGUUUUUUUUAUCUAAAACAAGUACUGUGAAGUUUAAGUGCAAAAUGGCAUGAGUACAAAGGCCAAAAGCUAUAUAAAGAUAUAAAUAUUAUAUUCACAAAGUCUUAUUGUAUAUAAAUCCUUAGUUGUAAAUAAACAAUUCUAUCUAUUUUAUUUUGCUACAUUGGUCUUAAAAUCAUCUGCAAUUGUAAUAUUUGCUUAACAUUCCUACAACAAAUUUGCAAACAAUUUAAUCAAAAUAUAUGAAAAAAAAAACAAGCCAAAACGUUUAUAGGAAUCCUGUUAAACUUUCCUAAGGAUUGCUUCUCAACAACAGGUGCAAAUAUUGCAGUUCAUUUGUAAUAUCAACAUGCUUACACAUAUUACAAAUGUAACAGUAAUUAUUACCUUCCAUAUUAUUUCAAAAGAAACAAGGAUUUCCAUGUUGGUUUGUCAUUAGUAAAAUAUAAUAAUUGCUGAAGUGUAGACAGAAAUAUCACAGCAACAAAGUAAUUAAUAAAAAUUGUUUACAAACAUUUAGAUCUUGAUGAAACCUUU